AUGGCGGACGGCGAUGCAGGCGGCUUUACAGCGUUUAUGGCGACGAUGGAAGGUGAGACGUUGCAGCCUGUAGCGACGGAAGUGAAGGACGAGUACCAGUACGAAGAGCAGCAGGAGCGGAAAGCGAUGAUGAAGAGCUACCACCACCCGAUGAAGCAGUGGUUCCGACAGCGACCGCAGCUGGAGGCCAAGUACGGAGUCUUCCCAUUGUUCUGGCAAGAACUCGAGACGUGGGCACCGUAUCGGGAAGUACUGAAGGCUUACAUCAAGUUUACUGAUCAUGGAGACGACGACGAGAGUCUAGAGAAGCAAGGGGGUACAGAAGAGACUUUGAAGAAGGAAGGAGAUGCUGCUGGAGACGGCGUUUGUUUGGAGACUGAAGAACAGCCGAAGAAACGACGCAAAAGUCGAUGGGGGGACCCUGUGGAGCCUGCAGCAGACAGCAAUGGCGAAAAAAAGAGGAAGAAGUCCCGCUGGGCUCCUGCGUCGAGCGUCACUUCGACAGCAGCUGGUCUGAUGAACCAGCAACAGCAGCAAAUUGUGGUGCUCCAUGCCCAGCUCGAGGGCAUUAAUCAGAAAAUGAAGACGGUGGCGAUCGACGCUGCAUUGGCAAAGAAAGACCCGAACCGGUCGCCGUCGCCCCCACCGCAAUACGACUCGACCGGCAAGUGUACGAAUACGCGUGAAGUGCGUAUGAAAGCUGCACUGGAAAAACGCCGGCGUGGAACAAUUGAUCAGCUCUUGAAGAUCAACCCGCUGUUCCGACCACCAGCCGACUACACGCGUCAAAAACUGAAUCGCAAGAUCUAUAUUCCGUACCGGGAUUUUCCAUCGUACAAUUUCAUCGGCCUGAUUAUCGGACCUCGCGGUAAUACGCAAAAACGAAUGGAACGGGAAACAAACUGCAAGAUCGCUAUACGUGGCAAGGGCUCUGUAAAAGAAGGCAGUAAGGGAAAAAAGAUGAACGGCGAUGAAGAUGAUGAUUUGCACGUGCUCAUUACAGGUGAUCGUGAAGAGGAUCUUGACCAGGCAGCAAAGGAAGUGCAGAGUUUACUUGUGCCGGUGGAUGAUACAAAGAACUCGCACAAACAGAAGCAAUUGCGUGAGCUGGCUCUGAUCAACGGUACACUCCGAGACGACGACUAUUGCCAUAUUUGUGGCGAAAAAGGUCAUCGACAAUGGGAAUGUCCAAACCGUGAUGCUCAUCGUACAUUCAAGGCUGUUAACGUCAAGUGUGCCAUAUGCGGUGACUCUAGUCACCCAACUCGCGAUUGCACUCAAAAGAAGUCUACUGAAGAGAGUGCUGCCAUCGACAAAGAAUAUCAGCAGUUCAUGCAACAGCUGGGCGAAGCACCUAUUAUUUCGACAGCUACAAAGGUGAAAACGCCAGAGGCGGCGACAGCCCAGGCAGCAUCAGCACCAUGGCUGAAACCAGCGAAGACAUUUUCAAGUGCAACCACGCAGCCUUGGAUGAUGAAGCAAUCUGUCGGAGCACCAGGUACUGCAAGCGCCCCGGGUGUGCAAGUAUCUGGACCAGUUACUAUGGGCUCUACUCCAGCAACCGCUUUUCCACCCCCGGUCGCGCCGGUCGGAGGAUACGAUUGCCAAUUGCAGGGACAAGAUUGGGGACAGCACGGAUGGAAUGGUGGAUACAACUCGUACUACGGGUCCUGGAAUCAAAGUGUACAGGUUGCCGGUCAGCAGGCGUAUGGUCACUUGGGGCCUCCCGCGGGUGGAGUCGAUGCUAAUGCUGGCGCACCUGGUGGGGCUAGUGGAACCGACCAGUAUCAAUAUGCGCCGUGCAGCAAUCCGCCGCAGUAA
Molecule: messenger RNA, 1821 nt
Organism: Peronospora matthiolae
Lineage: Eukaryota; Oomycota; Peronosporomycetes; Peronosporales; Peronosporaceae
Source: the annotation of a GenBank genome assembly